This is a messenger RNA of Tarenaya hassleriana, 1274 nucleotides long. RefSeq names its product gibberellin 3-beta-dioxygenase 4. The coding region runs from base 164 to 1171 and encodes 335 amino acids. Gene Ontology annotation, molecular function: dioxygenase activity. The transcript is spliced from 2 exons. NCBI's taxonomy places the organism in Eukaryota, Viridiplantae, Streptophyta, Magnoliopsida, Brassicales, Cleomaceae. The record is from RefSeq and is a predicted model, not a curated record.
UUUGCCCAAAAAAGGAUAAACAAAACUGUCUUAUUUCGAUACACACACACACACACACACGUGCAAGCAAAUGUGUAUAACUCUUCGUGUGUAUAUAUACACUCCUCUCCACUAGUCUCUUCUCAAAGUGACCCGACCCCUUCUCUCUCUAUCUCUCAACGCCAUGCCUUCGAUAGACGACUUGAGGAACCUCAAGACCCUACCAGAGUCGUACAAGUGGAAACCCACUACGUCCUCCAACGACAGAGAAUCGAUUCCGGUGAUCGAUCUGGCCGAUUCCGACGUCGUCACUCGCAUCGGCAAUGCAUGCGAAACGUGGGGAGCGUUCCAAAUAGCCAACCAUGGCAUCCCAUCGAAGCUUCUGGAUGACGUGGAGUCGCUCUCCAGCAGCCUCUUCGGGCUUCCGACAGAGCAGAAGCUCGAGACGGCCACCCAGAAAAACGGCAUCGGAGGAUACGGAGAAGCCCGUAUUGCUCCUUUCUUCGACAGUAAAAUGUGGUCCGAGGGGUUCACCAUCGUUGCUGGCUCUUACCGCCAACAUUUCCCUACACUUUGGCCCCAUGAUUAUGACAAAUACUGUGGAAUAAUUGAAGAGUACGAGGAGGAAAUGCAAAAGUUGGCAGGGAAGCUGAUGGGUUUGAUAUUGGGCUCAAUUGGUGUCACCGAAGAAGACAUCAAAUGGACGGGGCCCAAUAACUCCGGUUUAGGUUCGGGCAGUGGCGCAAUACGGCUUAACCAUUAUCCAGUUUGUCCUGAACCGGACCAGGCAAUGGGUCUAGCCGCCCAUACCGACUCUACUAUGGUAACCAUUCUGCAUCAGAACAAUGCCGCCGGUCUUCAGAUGUUCAAGGAAGGAACCGGAUGGGUUUUGGUCAAACCGGUUCCCGGUUUACUAGUGGUUAAUGUCGGCGAUCUCCUUCACAUACUAUCGAAUGGGAAACUUCGGAGCUCACUUCACCAGGCCCUGGUCAACAAAAACAAAUCUAGGUUUUCGAUUGCAUAUUUAUGGGGUCCAUCGGGGGAUAUCGAUAUAUCGCCCAUAUCGAAAUUGGUAAGCCCGAUUGAACCGGCAAUGUACCGGCCGGUUACUUGGAAGGAAUACCUCGAAAUGAAAGCGAGACAUUUCGACAAGGCCCUUUCCAUGAUCAAGGCUUCUCCUCUUACCGAUUGAUUAUGAAAAUUUCAUGUUUUAUGACUGUAACUUCAGUCUUGUUGCUAUGAUAAAUUUCAAUAUCGAAUAAUUUAAGUUUCUAUCUUGUUGUAUUAUUAUAAUA